UGGCAGAAGAGGGCGAGGCUGGGAGAAGGACGAAGGCUGUCGGGGAGGGAGGCAGCCGGUCCUCCCCGUGAGCCUGCAAGAAUGCGGCAGGGGGCCGGGGGCCUGGGGAGCCACUAACUCCCUGAGCCCCUGAUCCGGUCUUGUACACCCCGCCUGCGGGGCCAAUUUCCUGCCAAGUGCAGCGGAGAAGCGGAGAGAGGGGCGCAGGGGGUGCCCAUCCCCGGACGCCAUCGUCGUCAAUGCCUCUCUGAACAGCCUUAGGAAGAGUGUGAGAGAAAGAGAGCGCGCGCCAGGGAGAGGAGAAAAGAAGAUGAGGAUUAUUUGCAGACAGAUUGUCUUGUUGUUUUCUGGAUUUUGGGGACUCGCCAUGGGAGCCUUUCCGAGCAGCGUGCAGAUAGGUGGUCUCUUCAUCCGAAACACAGAUCAGGAAUACACGGCUUUUCGAUUAGCAAUUUUUCUUCAUAACACCAGCCCCAAUGCGUCGGAAGCUCCUUUUAAUUUGGUACCUCAUGUGGACAACAUUGAGACAGCCAACAGUUUUGCUGUGACAAAUGCUUUCUGUUCCCAGUAUUCUAGAGGAGUUUUUGCCAUUUUCGGACUUUAUGAUAAGAGGUCGGUACAUACCCUGACCUCAUUCUGCAGCGCCUUACACAUCUCGCUCAUCACGCCCAGUUUCCCCACGGAAGGGGAGAGCCAGUUCGUGCUGCAGCUGAGGCCCUCCCUGCGGGGGGCGCUCCUGAGCCUGCUGGAUCACUACGAGUGGAACUGUUUCGUCUUCCUGUACGACACCGACAGGGGGUACUCAAUACUUCAAGCUAUUAUGGAAAAAGCAGGACAAAAUGGUUGGCAUGUCAGCGCUAUAUGUGUGGAAAAUUUUAAUGAUGUCAGCUAUAGGCAACUUCUAGAAGAACUUGACAGACGACAAGAGAAGAAAUUUGUAAUAGACUGUGAGAUAGAAAGGCUUCAAAACAUAUUAGAACAGAUUGUGAGUGUUGGGAAGCAUGUAAAAGGCUACCAUUACAUCAUUGCAAACUUGGGAUUCAAGGAUAUUUCUCUUGAGAGAUUUAUACACGGUGGAGCGAAUGUUACAGGAUUCCAGUUGGUCGAUUUUAACACACCUAUGGUAACCAAACUAAUGGAUCGUUGGAAGAAACUAGACCAGAGAGAGUAUCCAGGAUCUGAGACUCCUCCAAAGUACACAUCUGCUCUGACUUAUGAUGGAGUCCUUGUGAUGGCCGAAACGUUCCGCAAUCUUAGAAGACAGAAAAUUGAUAUUUCAAGGAGAGGAAAUGCUGGGGAUUGUCUGGCAAAUCCUGCGGCUCCCUGGGGCCAGGGAAUUGACAUGGAGAGGACGCUCAAACAGGUUCGCAUUCAAGGACUGACAGGGAAUGUUCAGUUUGACCACUAUGGACGCAGGGUCAAUUACACAAUGGAUGUGUUUGAGCUGAAGAGCACAGGGCCCAGAAAGGUUGGUUACUGGAAUGAUAUGGAUAAAUUGGUCUUGAUUCAAGAUGUGCCCACUCUUGGCAAUGACACGGCAGCUAUUGAGAACAGAACAGUGGUUGUAACCACAAUUAUGGAAUCCCCAUAUGUUAUGUACAAGAAAAAUCACGAAAUGUUUGAAGGAAAUGACAAGUAUGAAGGAUACUGUGUAGAUUUGGCAUCUGAAAUUGCAAAACAUAUUGGUAUCAAGUAUAAAAUUGCCAUUGUCCCUGAUGGAAAGUACGGAGCGAGGGAUGCAGACACAAAGAUCUGGAAUGGGAUGGUGGGCGAGCUUGUUUAUGGGAAAGCAGAGAUUGCUAUUGCCCCUCUGACAAUCACUUUGGUCCGAGAGGAGGUCAUUGACUUCUCUAAGCCCUUCAUGAGUUUGGGCAUAUCUAUCAUGAUCAAAAAGCCUCAGAAAUCUAAACCAGGAGUGUUUUCCUUCUUGGAUCCUCUGGCCUAUGAGAUCUGGAUGUGCAUAGUCUUUGCCUACAUUGGUGUCAGCGUGGUCUUGUUCCUAGUUAGCAGGUUUAGUCCAUAUGAGUGGCACACAGAAGAGCCAGAGGACGGAAAGGAAGGACCCAGCGACCAGCCUCCCAAUGAGUUUGGCAUCUUUAACAGCCUUUGGUUUUCCCUGGGUGCCUUUAUGCAGCAAGGAUGUGACAUUUCACCCAGAUCCCUCUCAGGUCGAAUUGUUGGAGGUGUUUGGUGGUUCUUUACACUCAUCAUUAUAUCAUCUUAUACCGCUAACCUCGCUGCUUUCCUGACGGUUGAGCGAAUGGUCUCCCCCAUAGAAAGUGCAGAAGAUUUGGCCAAACAAACAGAGAUUGCCUAUGGAACCCUGGAUUCAGGGUCAACGAAGGAGUUUUUCAGAAGAUCCAAAAUAGCAGUGUAUGAAAAGAUGUGGACCUACAUGCGAUCCGCAGAGCCGUCAGUGUUCACCAGGACCACCGCGGAGGGCGUUGCUCGGGUCCGAAAAUCCAAAGGCAAAUUCGCCUUCCUCCUGGAGUCCACUAUGAACGAGUACAUCGAGCAGCGAAAGCCGUGUGACACGAUGAAAGUGGGAGGAAAUCUGGAUUCCAAAGGCUAUGGAGUAGCUACACCCAAGGGUUCUUCAUUAAGGAGGGACUCGUACAAAGCACAGAUUCGAGAAGACGUCAGAGGCUUUGCUAAAGGACUUAACCACGAACCCGAUCUUGAGAAAUGAUGUCUCUGGUAAGCCUUUGAAACAUGAAAGUAAUGAGACCUGCACUGUUGCCCAGUGUAAAGGUGAUAUGCUUGUUUUCUUUGGUUUGAGAAAGGGAACUGCAGCGUGCUUUGGGUAUGUGUGUUGGGUGGGGGCCCAGGGGCGGCCCAGAUCCGAGAGCAGACAGUAGCCCUGGAAAGGUUGUGUUAAACCAGUACUGUUUGCGAGCAACAGUGUAGUAAUUAGUGAGGGGUUUGACGGUGUGUCCAGAAGGGACCGUUUUAAAAGGAGAGAGAACAAAGUGAGCCAGUAAAGACAGAUUGGGUGUGGACUUUGGCAGUUGGGAAGUCAUGUUCUUUGCACAUACUUUCCAUAUGAAACCGGAGAAAUGUCCAGGGAGAAAGCCAAACCAAUAAAUUAGCCAUGAUAAAAUUCUACCCCAAAAUAUUCCAGCCAUUCAGAAACUCAAACUGGCAUCAGAGCGUUUGGUCUUCAAGGGUAUGUUUUGUAGGAUGUGAUAUGAGAAAUGUGUCAUUUCAGUGAAGCCAAGGAGCAAAGCAGUCUCUGUUGUUGUAAGAGCACCUUCGUGUAACUAAUUUAAAAGAACGAGAAGGGAAGAAAGCAAUGGUGGUUGAUAUGUAGAUCAGUGUUCAGACUAUUGAUUACAUUCACUGGAUGUCGCUUCUGCUCUUAAUUAAUUCUCUGUGGGUGUAGCUGCCUUGUCCUCUGUCUUGUGUCUACUGAUAAAGUCAAGUUCCAGGGACUGCAUUUGGCCCUGAGAUACGGGUACGCCUGACUCCCAUUGAUGGCAAGACAGAGUUCCCUCUUAAAUGUGCCACUUUGUCAAAUCCACACUACGGGGAUUGUUUAGGGAGACGCUGAAGGGCUUCAUCUGUCUAGAACUGUAUAAUAAUCCGCUAUUGGCUUCCCCCUCUUUUCCUGUCCUUCCCUGGAUCUCGUUAAUGAGCCAAUUGUUAAACUCCGCUUCCUGGAUGGAGAGUUUGUUUAUGUGCUUUGUUUUAUAUAUGCCACAAUUUCCUGAGCAAGCUGGCCCCUGCAUGCUAAAACCACAGUCAUUUUGUCCCGUCUUGGAAAACGCUGGAAGAGCUCGGAGGGCUAACCAGCAUGCACCUUUAGCUCACCUCCUCACUUCCCCACCCCCAGCCCAGCUACGGGGAGGGGGCGGGGACAUUAAGCUUAAAUUCUCAUUCUUAUUCAGUGAGGCAUCUUCUGUUUGAACAGGGGCAACCUCAUAUAGAGAUGGACUAAUAGGCCCCUUCUGUAUAAAUGAUUGAGUUUGUGGGAGCAAAUUCAGAACAGUUGCAUUUACCCAGCAAGAUCCCUAGGGCACAUCCACAUCAAGAGUGUCUUUGAAACCUUUCUGCCUUACCUGGUCAGUAGACUGUGUUCCUGUAGCAUCUUUUUUUUUUUUUAACUAAAUCUUUACGUUAAUAGCUGUGGAUACAGUGAGACUAGUCUGUUUCAUCGUCUUUCUCACAAACUCUGCUGUUGUGAUUCACUGGGCAACAUGAGACUUGAAGAAUAGGAAAACAUAGUCUUUCCUGCUCUGUCAGCCGAAACACAAAAUGCAGACAAACGGCUAACAAUUGUCUGGUGGUCUAGGGAGUCUCAGGUUUCCAGAUCUUGCUGUUCGGUCACAGUACUUCAGAAUCAAUGUCCCAGAAGAGGGGUAGACUAGGCUGUGGAAUGAGGAUGGAAAGCCAGGACGUGAGUCUUUACUGUAGACUUGCAGACAAAUGCAGUCUGGAUCGUCGCGGAGACUGUAUCUGCCUGGGGUGGGAGACGCUGCAGCAGGAAUGACCCCCGUCUUUACGGGAGGGGAGUAACGCACAGAGUGCUCGUCGUCAAAGAGACUCUUUCAGACCCGUGUUUGCGUGGUUUACAGGAAGCUUUCAGUUACAGAAGGGCAGUAACUAUGCUCAGAAAUUCCUGGGUCUCUUGUGCUUUGACAUAGAUUGGUCAGGUUUCAGGCCACAGGAGGAUGUUAAGAAUGUUGAUGCCAUUGAACGUGGCAUCUGUAGAUCUCGCAAUGACAAAAAGGAGCAGCGACAGUCAGAUGAGCCUGCGUCCGCCGGAGAACGCGAGUCUUACCGGCGUAGUGAUUUAUUUUCCAAAGUCGUCUUCUAAAGAAAACUUUUGGUUCUCAUUGUGAGAUGAGAGGGUAAAAUAUCUUCUUUUAUCUUAUCUCUCAACUGUCCCCACACUUCAGUAUUUCUCUUGAAUCUUCUUUUCAUGUGCACAAUGCCAUUUAUACUAUUCUCGGCCCGCCUCCUCGUUCCUACUACGAUACCCUUGACAACCCAAAACCAUUGUGAAGUCUGUCCUCUGGCUGAGAAGUUCUUCUAACCUACGCUUUGGACGGCGCUGCAGUGAGGCAUUCUGUUCAUUUUGACUUUACUGUCAGUACUGUCAGCUUCACUGCACACAUGGGUCUGCUCUGUCAGUACCGUAGUGUCCAUUGUACAGUGAAGCUUACACUUUACUAGCAAAAUACUGUCCUUACUAUAUCAUCCAUGUUACACUCGUUGCUGUACUCUCUCCUAUGCAGCAAACAGAACGGACAAAUGUUGUUUAGAGGGAAUCAUAACUUAGUUAAUUCAGAGAUUUACUGGGUACUGAGUAGAUGUUAGGUGAAAAGACCCCUUUUGAAGAUAUUCGUGGUAUGUAGUAACUGUGACUGCUACGUAGCGAGGGAUCCCAUCUGAAGGCUGCCCUGGCCUCUAAGAAUCCGUAGACUUGACCCUAGUGUUUGAAGUGAAGUUAAACAAACAAACACACACUAGUCUCCUGUCUUCUAUUAUUCAGCAGUGAUAGUUCUUCUUCAGAUUUUGCAUUCUCCAAAAAUGUGGGCGAGACUGUUUCUAAAAUAAGACAAACGCUCUGUCACCCCCAGAAAAUGAUGUUUCGAAAGAAAGCAGUUCCUGAAGAGCUUGAUCAGUAAUUGAGAUCUGAAAAAAUGGAGACCCAGUUGGACUUGCUGCCCUCCCGUUGCAGGAGCCCAUGGCAACAGGAGCAAGACCCCUGAUGCCAGGCACGUGAGGCUCAGCUCACAACAGCCGCCUCGGAGCCCAGGCCCGCAGCGUGGCAGGGGGAGCGAGGGCGGGAAUGGAAGUCACAGGAACACAACUUUUACUGGACUUUUUCUUUCAGUAUCCCUGGCCCAAGUCUAGAUCUCUGCCAGUGUGGACAUUGUUCUCUGUUGGCCAAACUAUGUUUCUUCCACUUCGGAGCAUCCUUUCGGGCAGACGUAUUAAACUUAGUAUCCAAAUCCACGUAUGAAAAAAAUACAUUAUCCUUAAGGAACCACUUUCUCAUGUCAAACUGGUAAAAUGUGUUUACUCCUUGGUUCAAGCGUACGUACAAGGUUUAGAAACAAGGGGCUUGCCGGACGUUGUGCAUGAGAAUAAAGUUGAUGUCUGUUUUCAGUGUUAGUAACAAGUAAGCUGUUAGCACUCCGUGUGGACAUAAGAAAAGCUGGAAAGUACAGAAAGUUAAACCUGAGUACUAAUACUCCUGAGCAGCACUUGGCCUCAAGUGAAUAAGUUUUUCACUCGUUUUCAGGAAAUGCGUUGCUGUAGAUUAGUACAUAAUUUUUUCAAUUUUAAGUAUUGUGGAAGGAGAUGUUUUUGCGUAUGACUAUCCUUCGUUUUUCUUGAUGCCGUAGUAAAAGACGCUACAGGUAACUCAGAUUUUGUGAUCCCAUUACGACGGGGAAUGUAGUCUGUUGGAUUAGGGAUUAGAGCACACGCACACACACACAUCAGUCAUACACGCACACAAGCACCCAAAUUCCCCGCAGUCGUGAUAUGCUUAGUCACUCACCCAGUUUCCUACAGAGAUGCCGAUGUUUAUUGGGGGGACCAGGUAUUUUGCAGUCACAAACUGAGAUGGGCGUGGCAAUCCAUACCACACGUGUCCCGGGGGGAAAUAAUCCCCUUGAGAAUCCAUGUACCCCAUCCUUCCUUUUCUUUCUGGAUGUUGUAUCCAGUAGGAAACAUAAAACUUUCCCCUGCCAUUUGAAAUUCUACAUUUCUCAUUUAGGUCUUGCCUACACUUGAAAGAUGAUUGAAAAUACAGCUCCCAUGAAGAAGGAAAAAAAUGUGGCAUUUUCCUGCAUUUCUUUAAGAUUCACCAGGCAUUAAACAUGUUUGCCUUCCUUACCACUAGUAAAAAAAAAAAAAAAUGCUAAUAUGAUUUGCCUUCAUAUAUUUGCCAGCUCAUUCAACAGAUGGUUGCUGGGUUCCCACUGAGAAUUUGCUGGUUGGUUGUCAAGUUGUCCCUUUGAGUUUGGCUUUGUGACUGCCAUAGGUAACACCCCAUCGAGGUGUUUCUAAAUUCCAUGUUUAGCUGUGUGCUCCUACUUACCACAGCACUUAGAAACCGUAUUCUGGUAACUUGCCUCAGAAAGUGGGUACUUUGUGGCCAUUUUAGUUUCUACCACUUCAAAGAGGAUUAAAUGUAAGGAGAUAAAAAUGCUGUAAAUGAGGUUCACCAGUUCAAGCUUUCACAACCUGAUCUGAGGAGAAACCUAACACUGUCAAUUUGGACAAUUCUAAGAGAAGCCAGAAUUCCAAACUGUUUUUCUUUAGUCCCACGUAAUUGCCUUAUAAGCAAAUCCUAGGAAGAAAGAAAAUCUCCAGGGAGAAUACCUACAUCCUAUACAAUUCAGAUAGAUUCAGUGGUAACACACAGUUAACGUGAGUGCUGGACCUCUAGCCAGCCAAGUCAGGUGGCCUUAGCCUGGCCUGGAGUAUAUAGGAGACAUGGUGUCGUGUCUGAGACCAGAGUUCAUCUGCUGAGAGGGAAUAAAUGGGCUGUGGAUGGACGUAUCCUUACGUUAGCAAUGUGUAGAAUUGUUGUCGUCUUGGCGACAGGUCCCACCUAGGUCACUGGUCUUUAUAGAUCAUCUCACUCUGCGGAGUGGUUUCCAGAAGCAAUUGCAGCGCUAGUGCUCGGGUUAAAAGGAACAACAAAGCAAGUGCAUGAGGGUGUUUGGACCCCCUGUUCUGCAGUGCUGAGUGGAAGCCCAUGUGUGGGUUCUCCAGAGCCCAAGCCAAAAACACCAGGUCUGGAGAAAAGACUCCCCUGCCAGAGCACUGGCAAUGCCAAAAUCUAGAAAGAGGCUCAAGUAAGACACCUUAAUAAGGAACUCAAGUCCAGAUAGUCAAAGCAAAGAAUCCAAAAGGACUGGGGGGAAGGGGAAGGGACGGAAGGGAAAUGUGUGGCACCAGGAAUUCUAGAGCUGGGAAAACAGUGACAGCAGCAGAGUUCCUGCUUUUACAGUGACUCAAACAUGUUGGUGUGGCCCAUGCAUGGUUGGCUGCCGAUGGUUAGAGUCUCAGCCGUAGGACGAGCACUCGACAGCAGAGAAAUUGCGUGUGUGCGACGUCUCUGCUGGGCGUAAGGCAUCUUCUGCUCACAGCUGCAAAGCUCCUCUGAGGAGCUCCCAGUUAUAAAAGAAACUGUGUCCAAUGAGUGUUCUUCCCUAGAAGACCUUGGGACCAUGAGUUUUACAGAUGUGAUUGCCCUUGUCGUUUACAAACUAGGAGCAGCUGUUAAUUUAUCCUCAGAACAGCAUCAAGGUCAAGUGAUGGGGGGGUUUGGUAUUGUUUUUGCUUUUCGUGCAUUGUUUGUGUAGGAUUCUGUUCUCCAGACUUACCUUCCUAAAGGGGAGGCUACAAGGAUGGUCCGCCCAGGCUGCUGCAGAGGAAGGGGUCAUUAAAGUUCUCAGAUCACAGCUCGUACUUCUCUCAACAGUGCGGUAGGAACAAGACGAGAAGCAUUAUCGUCAUGCCUUAGCAGAUUCCUACUCCUUACUGUCCUGAGUCCCUCUUUCCUGAGAUCAUGGAGGUAGGAUGGGGAGGGAUUGCACGAGAGAGGGAAGAGGGGCUCUCUAUGCUUGGAAUGAUCAGACGUGUAAGAAUAUUUUAGACGUGCACAUGCACACACACAGGACUUGGAGGGAGCAUGGUGAUCAGAUUUACCAGGAAACUCCAGAAUACCUAUAAUAAAAUAUAGCUCACGUGAUUGUGGAGAUGUAAUAUUCUCCUACGUGUAGAAUUCUAUACAAUACUGUUUUAAUGCAGUUUUAUACUAGUGAUAAACAUCUACUUAGUGCAUCAUAGGUGAAUAAUGGUUUUCCAUAAAAAUGAAAACAGUUCAGCAUAGCAUAUGGGAAACCACCCAGCCACAACUUGAGGCAUUAUUAUCUUCCUUUUGUCUCUAAAGAUAAUAUCAGCCAAGAUUGGGCCUGGUUUAUGAUUCAUACUUAAGAAAGGGAAGAUAAAGUAGCUUGGCAGUUAUUUGGAAUGAGCUGGAAAAUAGUAAAGACCCUGGUUUAGAAUUAUAUUCUGUUUUAAUUUAGUUAGGAAUAGGAAACUGUAGUUCAUUUAUUUUAAUGUCCCCCCCCCCAAUUCAGUCCUAUAACUCUUGUUUUCAGAAUGAAGUAACAUACAUUUGUGAUAACUUUGCCUCAAACACCAUAUCUUAUACAUCCUGGCAACACCUAAAUAGAAAAUCCCCAUGUUACACUGCAGACUCCCAGUCCUGGCCCCAAGCCUUCUCGGAAACAGCCUUGUAUUUAUUAUAAGACUGUCUUGUAACUAGUAAUCAUACUAAUGGAAGUUAGAAAUACUUUGUUCAUCCACCUUAAUACCAGAAAAGUCUAUUUCACGAUUGAAAGUAGUUUAUUUUAAAUGGACAGAUUCAUACUCUCUGAAAACCUGAAAAGCCAUUGCUUGGGCUCAUCCACAGAAUGAUACACACUUCUAGAAACUUAAUGAGACCAUUUCAGUAUACUCUCUUAGUAGUAAUCACACGACUCAACAAUGAAGAAAAAUUAAAGGCAUAAAAACAAUCCUAGCAUCAAUUCUGCCUUUCAAAGUUUAUAAUUCCAAGAUGUGGGAGAAAUCUAUCAUUUUAAAUACCACUGACCAUAUGAAGUCCUAUCACAUCAAGCUGAAAUAAAGUACACUUUAUUUAGCUUACUUUUUUUUCUGGGAUACUCAAUAAAGACAGUGACACACAGAUAAUUUUUUUACAGCAAUGUUAUUCAACCUGUUUUCUGUAAGCAUUCAAUCUUUGGGAGUUAGCCAAAACAAGAAUUAAAGUGGAGUCAAUUAACCCAAUGUGACACAAACAGCUCUCUACUUUCAAAGAAAAGAGGGACGUGUGGACCCAUGUCCACUGCUCAGAAGAUGGCAUGAACGCUGUGGAGACCUACCCACAAGGCCUCUACUCUUACAGAGAAUAGUCGCUUCCUGUUUGGGGCUGACAGAUACGCAGUUUCGGAACAUCCUUUUUUAAAGGGAAACAGGCCAGAAUCCCAUUAGUAACUAAGAGAAGCUCUCCUCAGAUACCCAGCCCCUAUUCUUCUGUCUUUUCGGGUAUUUGCAACUAAAACCACACACACACACACAAAAUCACAAAAGCGCUUAUCAGUGAGUACAACUGCUCUAUGUUGCUAGUUCCUUUAGCAUGGAAAGGAAAUGUUUUUAAAAAGCCCUGAGAAAUAGAAAAGUUAGCAUGAAACUAAGUAUCCAGAGCCCUAAGUCAGUACCCUAACCUUUGGUUUCUGUUUGAGGCCAGAUGGAGGUAAAUGAAGUCAACAGGAUCCAAGAAAAGCUGACCUCAGAUUGUCUCCCAGAGUAAAAAGCAAAGAGCAAAGGCUAACAAAAAAAGAAGUUGUGCCCUAUUAAAUGAUACAGCAAUGCUAUCGUAUAAGGCAAAGAAUCAGUUAAUAUAUCAUCUAAUGUUCUUUUUAAUUUGUUCACUUUUAAGAGAUGAUGUUUAAGUUUGGCUAAGUGUUAAAACUCUA
This is a messenger RNA of Ailuropoda melanoleuca (giant panda), 10505 nucleotides long. It is a transcript of the gene GRIA4, whose product is annotated as glutamate ionotropic receptor AMPA type subunit 4. NCBI's taxonomy places the organism in Eukaryota, Metazoa, Chordata, Mammalia, Carnivora, Ursidae. The record is from RefSeq and is a predicted model, not a curated record. Bases 311 to 2689 code for a protein of 792 amino acids. Gene Ontology annotation, biological process: monoatomic ion transport. Gene Ontology annotation, cellular component: membrane. Gene Ontology annotation, molecular function: ligand-gated monoatomic ion channel activity; signaling receptor activity. The transcript has 15 exons.